GUAUGUGAACUGUGCCCGUAAUGAAGAGGAGCAAAACCUGGUGGCCUUUCAGUACAAGGGUGAGAUCUACUACAGGUCCUGCAAGCCGAUCCCACCCCGCUGUGAGCUGCUGGUGUGGUACGGGGACGAGUACGGCAGGGAGCUGGGCAUCCGCUGGGAUCUGAUGUGGGAGAACAAGUGUCGCUCGACAGAAGCGGAUUUGGAGCAAGACCUCGACAUCUAUCCCUGCCCUCACUGCACCAUCGCCUUCACUGCCGAGCAGUACCUGGAGAAGCACACAAAGAGGACUCACCCUGAGGAGUAUGUGGUGAUACUGAGAGCGCGCUCACUCAGGAAUCAAUCGUCACAAAGCGGGGCGCAGCUUCCUGUACCCCCGGUGAGCUCAGUGACUGCACGCUCUGGGAGAGUUCACAAAUCAGACUCGCAAGCUUCACAUCGCUGCUCUGAGUGUGGGAAGAGUUUCACUCGGUCAGGAGACCUGAAAAAACACCAGCGAACUCACACAGGAGAGAAACCAUAUCGCUGCUCUGAGUGUGGGAAGAGUUUCACUCGGUCAGACAGCCUUGAAACACACCAGCGAACUCACACAGGAGAGAAACCGUAUCGCUGCUCUGACUGUGGGAAGAGUUUCAGUCACUCAGUAUCCCUGAAAGCACACCAGCAAACUCACACAGGAGAGAAACUGUAUCGCUGCUCUGACUGUGGGAAGAGUUUCAGGUGGUCAGACAGCCUUGAAAAACACCAGCGAACUCACACAGGAGAGAAACCAUAUCGCUGCUCUGACUGUGGGAAGAGGUUCAGUCAGUCAGGACACCUUGUUUCACACCAGCGAACUCACACAGGAGAGAAACCGUAUCGCUGCUCUGACUGUGGGAAGAGGUUCAGUCAGUCACGCAGUCUUGUUUCACACCAGAGAACUCACUCCUGACAUGCCGAGCCCUGCAUGACUUCACUCAUUGUGAGGGGAAAUAUGUUUCCUUUCAUAACUGAACACACACCUACCUGUCAAUGUUAAACAUUGUGUUGAUUUUGUUGAGAAAUUAAUUGAGCUGCACAAUUUUAAACAGGGACAAGGUUGGGAUCAAUAAUCUGCAUUAUAAAAAAAAACUUACGACAGUACUGUACAUGCACACUGCAAUCUUGCAGUUUAUUUCAUUUGAACCGGCUUCAACCAUUGUGUUUACAAUGUAUUUACUAUACAGAUCUUUGAUUGAACAUGCUUUUACUGUACUUUACUACACUUUGUUAUUCCGGCUCAAUGACACCAUCAAUCCCUGAGCUCCUCUAUCCCUUUGUUCCAUUGUUCUCUAGAACCCUCUUUAUGUUCCGUAACUCACAGUGAGAGUUCCAUGGAACCUUCUUACUUAGUGUUCCAAAGUCCAUAGACUCUCAGUGUUCCAUGGAACCUUCUUACUUAGUGUUCCAAAGUCCAUAGACUCUCAGUGUUCCAUGGAACCUUCUUUGUUCUCCCUCUGAGUCUCAAUUGAAGACAUUGAGAAAGAAUUUCUGGUUGAAACGUUUGUCAUUGAAUUUAUUAGGUUUAUUUUAUUUUAUCACAAUGUAGCGCUAUUGUGGGUUUAAUAGUUAUGGACAAGCUGAUAUAAUGAUGAGAUCCUCAAUAUGCAAAGUCAUUUAAAGACGUUUUUGCUGGGAAGAUGUCAAAGUCUCAUAGACUUUUUACCAACGCUACCAUUUUAAUGAGGGGUCUAAGGGUUUAAGUUCUGUUUUUAAAGUGAACAGACUCCUUUGUUGUUGCCUGUGAUUCAAUGUCAAUACACUUUGCUAUUCUGUUUUAAAAUGUUUAUGCUUUGUUAAAUUAAAACAACAUGCCUGUUAUGCUUAAAUAUGCUAUUUAAUAUUUAUGAUUAUUUAUUUCACUUUUUUUUUUUUUUAAUCUUUAUGAGAUUAACUGGACAAGUCGUAUUCUAUUUUAUGGCGUUUUACAUUUCAUCUCCUGGCAGAUACAGCUGCUGAUUUUAUACGAGAUGAAUCUGUGUUUUUAAAUGUUAAUAUUUAAUUCAGGAGCCCCAAUAAACGUUUUAAAGACAAGAAAAUCACUUGUGACGUGUCUCUGAAUGUUUAGUAUUGUAAUUAUACAAGCAUUCUCAGAUAAUUCUAUUUCUGUAUAUAUACACACACACACACACACACUCU
Molecule: messenger RNA, 2154 nt
Organism: Acipenser ruthenus (sterlet)
Lineage: Eukaryota; Metazoa; Chordata; Actinopteri; Acipenseriformes; Acipenseridae
Product: zinc finger protein 239-like
Exons: 2
Biological process (GO): positive regulation of reciprocal meiotic recombination
Cellular component (GO): nucleus
Molecular function (GO): protein binding; recombination hotspot binding; histone H3K4 methyltransferase activity
Source: RefSeq, a predicted model, not a curated record